Molecule: messenger RNA, 6081 nt
Organism: Oncorhynchus keta (chum salmon)
Lineage: Eukaryota; Metazoa; Chordata; Actinopteri; Salmoniformes; Salmonidae
Gene: fut9a
Product: fucosyltransferase 9a
Exons: 5
Coding region: 1934-3022 (362 amino acids)
Cellular component (GO): membrane
Molecular function (GO): alpha-(1->3)-fucosyltransferase activity
Source: RefSeq, a predicted model, not a curated record
ACAAGGUAGCGCAUGGGCAGCCAGUGGGGAGUUUUCCCACAUCGCAUCACAUGCCUUACAUUGCGUCCUUAUAUUAACGAAACGUUGCAUUUGAUCAUAUUUUGUGAAUUAACAAUAGCCUAACAGUCAUUUUCGAAUUCUGGUAACAUUGGAAAUCGGGUCGCAUGAGAUGUAUAUUUUAUAGCCCUCCGUUGCAAGAUCCUGGAAACGAUAUGGGGUUCGGCUCCCAUGAAUCUUGGCCAAUUCCUGCAAAUAUUGCCACCGGCGCAGUGUAUUUACAUCCUUAACGUUUUCGGCAUGUAGGAUGGUAUGAUGGAACGACCUGGCAAGCCAAUGGGAAGAUAUGCAUAUUUUAACACACGCUUGUCGAGAUGGCCCAGAUUAUACCUCGGGGAAGGGGAUUCCAGUACCUGGUUGACUGGGAGGGUUAUGGCCCGGAGGAGAGGUGCUGGGUCCCUGCUAGGGACAUCCUGGACCCAGGCCUCAUCGCGGAUAUCCAAUGCCGACACCCCGGUCAACCAGGUAUGCGCGCGCCCAGGUGGCGCCCCCUAGAGGGGGUACUGUUUCACCUGUAUUUGUGCUGAUCUCCACCCCCGAACAUGGUGUCUCCCAUCUCCCCUCGUUAUCCCCUGUGUAUUUAUACCUGUGUCCGUCUAUUGCCAGUUUGUUUUGUUCGCCAAGCCUACCAGUGUUUUCCCCCUUGCUCCUGUCUUUUCUAAUGUUCUGGUUUUAUAGUUUUCCCGGUUUUCAACAUUCUGCCUGCCCUGACCCUGCCUGCCGUCCUGUACCUUGUCCCACCACACUGGAUUACUGACCUCUGCCUGCCCUUGACCUGUUGUUUUGCCUGCCCCCUGUUCUAGUAAUUUAUUACUUCGACCCUGUCUGCAUCUGGGUCUUUCCUAAAACAUGAUACAUUCUGUGUGAAUGACUCAAAUCUGCCAUAGUUUGAGAAGUAAGAAUGCGCACACAGACACACGUGUGCUGCUCUACAGUGUACUUGGUCCAUAAACAUGCAGGAAGAUUGCAUCCUGACAGCUGAGAAAUUAUUUUGGCCUGUCAAAAAAUACUUGUUUCAUAAGCAUCCGUGAUCAGAAAUCAUGAUAUUACGUUAGACCCAUUUGCAUUGAGUUCUUGUAUAUUCUCAAAAUAACAGCUGUGUCUGUGAUAUCUUUCCUUACAGGUGUGAUAUGCUGGAGUGAUGCUUCUAUGCAAGUGUAUGAUUCUCAUGAAACCAGCUUUAAAAUGUAUGUAGCAAAUUGAGUUACAAAAACCAUGAUCUACAAAAAUCAACUAUGAUUCUGAGGAAUAAGAUGUUUUUGGGAAAGUGUCUUUUUUAAGUACAUUUUACAAUUUCGCCUGAAUUUUGUACGUUUUUCAACCAAAAUUCUCAUUACCGAAAUGCAUCUGGAUUAAAUUCUCGGGACAUUUCUUUUUAUCCAUAAAUCAUUUAAAAUGGUAUACUAGUUGAUGUGUACAUUAAACUAUACUGAGUAUACCAAACAUUAGGAACACCUUUCUUAUAUUGAGUUGCACCUUUUGCCCUCAGAACAGCCUCAAUUUGUCAGGGCAUGGACUCUACAAGGCGUUGAAAGCAUUCCACAGCAUUCCACAGGGAUGCUGGUCCUUGUUGACUCCAAUGCUUCCCACAGAAAGAAAAGUUGGGACACCUGAAAAGGGGCUGAAAUACAGAACUGUCAGCCGCGAGCUGCCCGGAGACAUCAAUGAGAUGACCUGGGAACUCAAAAUCAGACCAAAUUCACUAGACGACUAAGGACCUUAUUCCAACUGUGUGCAGCAACACUUCAUUCAAACGCUACUUCACCGAGAAGGGCAAUCUCAUUGCUGAGCCAAUGUAGAACCUGCACCUUCAGGAUUCCAUGACUUCUUUCCUUGCCUGGAUUUCAGCACACAGUCAGAUCUACCAGGACAGAGUAUGCCAUCUGCAUCUUUCCACAGAAUUCUACGACCAUUUCUACUUGGCACCUUUCUACUGGGCUGUUUUGUGACUCUGGUUUUGAUGUACUUCAAACCGUCAACUAGCUGGCUAUCAGGUCCUGUAGAGUCAACCGCAUCCACUAUCCAAGUUAAAAAUCUCUUCUCUACCAAGGGUGACAAAAACCUUACCACUGUACUCGUCUGGCUCUGGCCCUUUGGACAGACCUAUGACCUGGGUGUCUGCAGCUCUCUGUUCAACAUCGAGGGCUGUUUCAUCACAGCAGAUCGGAACCUAUAUAAUAAGUCAGAUGGGGUCGUCAUACAUCACAGGGAUAUCUGUACUGAUCUCUCCAACCUGCCCCCCCUUCAGCGUCCCUCCUUCCAAAAGUGGAUAUGGAUGAACCUAGAGUCACCAUCCCACUCCUCUCAGCUGCCCGGUAUUGAAAACUUGUUCAAUUUAACUUUGAACUAUCGUCAGGAUGCUGAUAUCGAAGUGCCUUAUGGGUCGAUUGUGGCGGCCCAAGGGGACGAGGAUUUCGUGCCUCCGAGCAAAAGCAAGUUGAUCUGCUGGAUUGUCAGCAACUGGAACCAGGAUCACAUGCGAGUGAAGUACUACAACGAGCUCUAUAAACAUAUUGAGGUUCACGCUUACGGACAAGCCUUUGGAGAGUACAUUGCAGAUCAAGAAUACUUUCCUACCAUCGCCAGUUGUAAAUUCUACUUGGCGUUUGAGAACUCAAUUCACAAAGACUACAUCACAGAGAAACUGUAUAACCCACUCUCUGUAGGGACGGUGCCUGUGGUUUUAGGUCCACCAAGACAGAACUACGAGAACUUUGUCCAGGGGGAAGCCUUUAUCCAUGUGGAUGACUUCACCUCACCCAAAGAGCUGGCUGAUUAUCUCCUGCUAUUGGACAGGAAUGAGGAGAUGUAUCUCAGAUACUUUGAGUGGCGACGGCACUUUAAAGUGAAAAAGGCAUACUUCUGGGCCGAACACACAUGCCUCGCUUGUGAUAAUCUCAAAAGGCACAAGGAGUACAAGGCAUUCAAUAACCUUGAUAAAUGGUUUUGGGGUGGAAUGCCUUGAAGGGCCAUGACAUUGUUGUUUUGCAGUUGGAAGCAUUGCUUUAAGAUAUAUUCAGUCAUGAUGUAUUUGACAUUGUCAUUGACAAUGUUCCAACAUGUUUUUCUCACUGGUUAUAGGGGCCCAAAUAAGCCAUUCUCUUUUUUUUUAUUUUGAUGCCAGACAGAUUUGGUCAGCCUUAAUUUGUCUCUUGCAUUUCAAUUCAAUCAUGAUUUAUGUUGUCAUUUGCAAUGCAUUUAAUAUUUGUUUCAUAAAAUCUCACUUUUAUACAUGACCAAAAGUAUGUGGACACCUGCUCGUCGAACAUCUCAUUGCAAAAUCAUGGGCAUUAACAUGGAGUUGGUCCCCCCUUUUGCUGCUAUAACAGCCUCCACUCUUCUGGGAAGGCUUUCCCAGAAGCCUUCCCAGAAAAGUCACUGAGCUCUUGAGUAAGGACAUUCUACUGUCAAUAUUUGUAUAUGGAGAUUACAUGGCUGUGUACUCGCUUUUAUACACCUGUCAGCAACCAAUAUGGCUGAAAUAGCAGAAUCCAUUCAUUUGAAGGGCUGUCCACAUACUUUUGUGUUUAUAGGUGUUUAAUCUCUGAAUGUGACCGCAUUUGCUGCUAUUUGUUUUUUUUAUGAUGUACUGUAACUGUUUUGCUAUGUGGGAAUCGGGCUGGCAUGACAUUUUCAUAUGGCAGUAUACAAUACAUUUUUGAAAUUGAAGAAAUAGUUGUCAUUUAAAAUAUGUACUAUUUAUUCAAUUGUGAUAUGAUAUGAUAUACUUUCAUAUGUAUUAGUGAUACAGUGAUGCAGUGUUUAUUUAACACAUGCAAGUAAUUAAAUUGUGUAAUUUACUGUAAAAUGGAUAUUUGUAUUGUUUGAAGGUAGCAUUUGCACUGCAAAACACACUGACACUCAUCGUUGAUCAUGUAUGUACAGUAAUACAGUGCAGAAAGAAGGAAAGGAAGAUACAUUGAAAAAAUAGAUAACUAUUAUGUUAAUAGUGGUUUCUUAGUGAGCAUUAUCACAUUAAAUGCAUUGCAGUUCUAUCAUAUGCUCCAUGAAUAUUUUACUUACAAUGCGAACAUUAUCCAAUUUCAUUUCGAAUGUUUUUGCUCUCAAAUAUUUACACCUAUUGUGGUACAAUGAUGAGAGCACACAUUUGACAUGAAUAAUGAAUCAUAUGCUUAUCUGUGUGGGCUUGUCUAUUGCCAUCUAGCCACAUUGUCUUAAAUAUUCGCUUGUAUAUUUUUAACCUUUGAGCAAAUUUCAGUGCAUGAAAAAUGGGAUAACUAUUCAAGCUUGGAUCUGCCCACACAUCUGUGGUUUCAUUGUGAAAGAUUGAAAAUGCUAUUAACUUUCUUAGAAUUUUUAAAUGUAUUUUUUUAUACCAAAGAUACCUCCAACCUUGAACUUAAACACCACAUAAUGACCUGAGGUGGUAUGUACAUUAUGUACACUACUGUUCAAAAGUUUGGAGUCACGUCGAUAUAAAAAUAAACGAUUUGUCCAUUAAAAUAACAUCAAAUUGAUCAGAAAUGCAGUGUAUUGAGGAGUGCAGUGUAUUCUUUCAAAAACAAGGACAUUUUGAAGUGACCCCAAACUUUUGAACGAUAGUGUAUAUCAUAAUACCUGUCAUUAUGUCAUGUUUGACUAUAUUAUGAUGCUGGUAUGAUGUAUAGUUCAAAUACAGUGUACCACUUUCGUUGAAGGUUGAAUAGACAAACCAUUCAGCAUACAUAAACGAUUCAUAAAAUGUGGCACCCUAAUGACCCUAAUGACCUUCAGAGUGCAUUCAUAUAGUCAUUAUUGAAUAGUAUGUCACAUGACAGGAUAAAUGUGAAAAUAAAAGUCACAUGAACAAAUACAUUUUUGUCAGAACACAUAUUUUUCUUCCCUCUAGAGCAUUAUUAUGUAUCACUACAAAGUAAUCAUGAAUGUUGCCAUUGUUAUACUUUGCUUACUUUGAAUUUAAUUUCCAAAUAUCCAUAGCCAGCAUAAAGCAAAUUCUUGAAAUGGUCGGAAAUAAUAUCAUACCUCUGAUGUUUUUACCAAAAACAGAACAUUGUCACCGGCAAUUGUUAAAAGCAAUAUAGCCAUUUCCUUUUGCUUUCCAAAUGUUAAAACUUACCAUAUACUAUUUCGUAAUGUAAAUGAUAGUGAUCAACCAAAACAUGAAAUAAGAAAAUGUUUAUAUUUGUCAUGAAACAAUAAUUAACUUUGGACUAAUGUCACUAAUGACAUGCAGUUGAUCCUCAAAUAUAUGAACCUCAGAGUUAGACUGACCGGUCAACCGAAUGGGAAAUAUAACUUCUGAUGCUUACAUGCUCUAGAAAUACACCAGAUGUUUACAGUAUCUGGCUAUAUGUUUUGCAAACACAUGUACAAAUGCAAUCAAUAAAAGUAAUAAUAAAAGGUUUGAGAAGUUGAAUUUAAAAGUUAAGCACAUUUCAGUGUUCUGAACUACCACCAUUCCCAAUGUUUUCGCAUUUGAGUUCUUUCUGUGGAUGCUUUACGAAUGCACUAUGGAAGGUCUUUUAUAAAUGUGACUUAUACCUUAAUGGAUGUGUUAUGAAUGUUUCUUAUGCUGUUAUGAAUGCUUUAUGUAGGAGUAAUGGAUGUCACUGUGCUUGCUAAGCCGUGCCACUUCCUCCAGCUCACACCGAGAAAAUAAUGCCUCGCAACAACACACGACAACCCUCUUGAAACACCUUGAGCGAGCUGCGCUACCAAAAAGCUACAUCACCAAUGCAGUGCUGCAAGCAAGUUCGGGCUUGAUUCAAUCCGUUAAGCAGAAGAUCCGUAGUAUGGCGCAAUUCAAGUGUAAAUGUAAUUUCCGUUUGAGCCGAACAUACGCAGAGUUUUACCAUGAAUGCAGUCUCCGCAAACACGGGGACAUUGCCUUUAAAUAUCAAUUCGCGCCAUCUUCCACGAUACGCAUUCAAUCAAGUUAUACAUGCAACCUUCAAAUAUAUUGUCACCUAAAGGGUUACCAUUGAACCUUAGAGAAAACGGUGUAAACAACUUUCAGGCUGCUUUCAUUUUGUGUGGGACCAUUUGUAUAAAGAGGGUAAAUAC